Messenger RNA from Coregonus clupeaformis (lake whitefish), 1761 nucleotides. It is a transcript of the gene cdk10, whose product is annotated as cyclin-dependent kinase 10. The coding region runs from base 224 to 1306 and encodes 360 amino acids. The transcript is spliced from 14 exons. Lineage: Eukaryota; Metazoa; Chordata; Actinopteri; Salmoniformes; Salmonidae. Gene Ontology annotation, molecular function: cyclin-dependent protein serine/threonine kinase activity; ATP binding. Gene Ontology annotation, cellular component: nucleus. The record is from RefSeq and is a predicted model, not a curated record. Gene Ontology annotation, biological process: regulation of mitotic cell cycle; protein phosphorylation.
ACUUCCUCCCCCUCUUCAUUCAUACCUCCUGCCAUAAUUGUCACUGCCCCAUCCAAAGAGGACCUCUAUGCUCAGCCACCCACCAAAAGUAUAGAGGAGGCAAACAAGGAGCCACGACCUAGCAGGCAACCAAUCUGUGUUGGUAGAGCGAUCACUAACAAGGCAUAACGAUGUUGGAAAAACAAAGGGCGAAUGAACCAUAAUCUUGGGCGUCCAAACAACAAUGGAGACCGCUACAGAUACUGACCCGGACCCCAUAAAGCUGAAGUCGAUCAAGAACAACAGAACGUUCACAGUACCGCAAAAACACAGGCUUGGGAACUGUAGGAGUGUGAAGGAAUUUGAGAAACUGAACCGAAUCGGCGAGGGAACAUAUGGAAUUGUGUACAGAGCCCGAGACACCAGGUCUGAUGACAUUGUAGCACUGAAGAAGGUCCGGAUGGACAAGGAAAAGGAUGGGAUCCCUAUCAGUAGUCUGAGAGAGAUUACCCUGCUGCUCAAGCUCAGACACCCCAACAUAGUGGAGUUGAAGGAGGUGGUGGUGGGAAGUCACCUGGAGAGUCUCUUCCUAGUGAUGAGUUACUGUGAGCAGGACCUGGCCAGUCUGCUGGAAAACAUGCCAACACCUUUCUCAGAGGCACAGGUGAAGUGUAUUGCCCUGCAGCUGCUGAGAGGUCUGGAUUAUCUUCACCUCAACUUUAUUCUGCACAGGGAUCUGAAGGUGUCCAAUCUACUGAUGACAGACAAAGGCUGUGUAAAGAUUGCUGACUUUGGCUUGGCACGUUGCUACGGUAUCCCCUUACAGCCUAUGACGCCCCGGGUGGUGACAUUGUGGUACAGAGCCCCAGAGCUCCUCCUAGGGACCAAGACUCAGACCACAGCCUUAGACAUGUGGGCGGUGGGCUGCAUCCUGGCCGAGCUGCUUGCGCAUAAACCUCUGCUGCCAGGGGGUUCUGAGAUCCAACAGGUGGACCUCAUAGUGCAACUGCUGGGUACCCCUAAUGAAAACAUCUGGCCGGGCUUCACUCGUCUUCCCCUAGUUGGACAGUACAGUUUGAGGAAACAACCAUACAACAAUCUGAAGAAUAAGUUCACCUGGUUGUCUGAUGCAGGGCUGCGCUUACUCAACCUACUCUUCAUGUACAAUCCUCUACGCAGGGCCACAGCUAAGGACUGCUUGGAGAGUUCCUACUUUAAGGAGAAACCUUUGCCUUGUGAGGCUGACCUGAUGCCAACCUUCCCUCAUCAUCGCAAUAAAAGGGCAGCCCCAGCUGUAGAGAGCCAAUCAAAACGCAAUAAAGUGUAACUUCAUUAACAUCCUUGAUCGCAGUUUCAAUGAAUGAAUGACAAUCUUACAGAUAUAUGGACGUUUACUACUACACAUAGAUUAUGUACCUGGUUGUAAAAAAAACGUGUUAGUUGUCAUAGAAUGCAUGUACCUAGCAGUAAUUAUCCAAAUGGAUGGGGUGCUGGUAAGCUUUCAAGUAUUCCACAGUUCAGCCUUCAGUUACUGCUUGCAAAAUCCUAUUUCUUUCACUGUGUGUCUGAUGAAUAUCCAUAAGUAUGUGAUUAACAUGCAUAAGUUCAAUUGAAUUCACCAAUGUUGCUUUGUUUUUUGAAUGGAUGUUGGUUAACCUUUGACAGUGAGGUUCAAGGAACCAAGAGGAUUUGGUUUGCUGUAUUCAUGUACAUAGACAUUUUAUCUCUUGAAAUUCCUUGAAUAUUGUAGUUUAGUUUUAAUAAACUGCUUUUUCAAAUUAA